AUGGUUGUUAAUGAAACAAAAUCUCAAAUACUUGAAAUGCGUGCUUAUGAAAUGACCAUAGGACAUCCUUAUAAUGUCAGUAUUAAUAAUAGCAACUCAAUAAAAACACGUCUAAGUCUAAUGAAUCGAUUUCAUUGUACACAAUCUAUGGUAAAUACUCUUCAAAUAACUACUUUUAUCAAUGAAGGUUAUAUAAAAUUAAAACCACUUUUAUAUCCAUGUACAAUUGAAUUUAGUCUUAUGUGUUUAACAUUAUUUUUUCUCAUAUGGGAAAAUAUUGGCAAAACAUUUGCUUAUAAAAUGUCUAAUAAAGCUUCAAGUAAAAAUGUUUUUAUGGUUAAUUGUCAUGCAUCAAUAAAAGGUUUAUUUGCUGGUAUGAUCAUAUUCUCAUGUACAGUCAUAUCAAUAAUUCUUUAUGCUAUUUUGCAAAAUAAAAUCAAUGAUAAUAUAAAUUCUAUAUCAAUGUCAUUCAAUAUUCUUCAUACAUCAACUAUAUCUUAUCAAAAUCGUUCAUUACUUAUUGUUUCGACUCAUGGUCCAUUUACUUCAAUAUCAAAAACACCAAAAAAAAUUCUCUAUAGUAUUGCUAUUGUUGAAAUUGUUAAUUUAUGUUUAUUAAUUAUUUCUUUAUUUGCUACAAUAUGGGCAUUAAUAAAAAUUCGUAAAUUACAAUAUAGAAGAAUAACUACACGCUUUGAUAAUGUUUUGAUUAUUGUAUCAUUAGCAGGCAUUUAUUUAUAUUCAAUAUUUAGUGCUUUUGCUUUGCUUAUUAAUAAAAAUCCAGCAACAUGGAUUGCUUAUGUCAAAAUAGUUAUUGUUAUUUUAGAAUUUAUUGAAGGUACUAUUCAUGCUUUUUUUAUACUUAUUGCUUUGCGUAAACGUCUUAUACCAAAUAGUAAACAUGAAUAUCCAGCACGUGAAGUUAUUACAUUAUUAAUAAUGUUAGAUCUAAGUUUAUGGUUCGAAGAAACGACAACAACUACAAAACACGAAGCUAAUCCAUUUCAAUUAGCGUUCUAUCAUAUUAUACCAUGGUCAAUAAUUGCUGCUAUUUCUACACCACUUCAAAUUUUUUUUCGCUUUCACGCAUCUGUAUGCCUUUCACAUGUUUGGGAAAAUAUGUAUACUCUACAGGUAUAUGAACCAAUCGCUCCGCAUGGUUUAUGA
Molecule: messenger RNA, 1167 nt
Organism: Rotaria sp. Silwood2
Lineage: Eukaryota; Metazoa; Rotifera; Eurotatoria; Philodinida; Philodinidae
Source: the annotation of a GenBank genome assembly